This is a messenger RNA of Microthlaspi erraticum, 1290 nucleotides long. The record is from the annotation of a GenBank genome assembly. NCBI's taxonomy places the organism in Eukaryota, Viridiplantae, Streptophyta, Magnoliopsida, Brassicales, Brassicaceae.
AUGUUGGAGGCUCCGAGUUAUCUGGUGUCAAGAGACUUACCAUCUUCAUGUGAGGAAGAGAGUAAAUGGAUCUACAACGCACACUGUGUGCUUCAGCUCUCGCUGAAGAAGCGUUUCUUGGAUGAUAAAGAAGAAGAAAGUUCCACUAGAAAGAUGUUUAAGUCUCACUCUCAUCAGGGAGGUGGUGAUCAACAGAGUCCACCGAUAACUAAGCUCGACCAAAACGCGCUUCUCAACUGCUUAUCUCACUGUUCUUUAUCCGACUUCGGAUCCAUCGCCUCCACGAACAGAACCUUCCGUUCGCUCAUCAAGAACAGCGAGCUCUACAGGCUGAGACGAGCCAAAGGCAUUGUGGAGCACUGGAUUUACUUCUCAUGCAGGCUACUUGAAUGGGAAGCGUAUGAUCCAAACGGAGACCGUUGGCUACGUGUUCCCAAGAUGACGUUCAACGAAUGUUUCAUGUGUUCAGACAAAGAGUCUCUCGCCGUUGGGACAGAGCUUCUUGUGUUCGGGAAAGAGAUCAUGGCUCAUGUGAUUUACCGUUACAGCAUCUUGACCAAUGCUUGGACGUCAGGGAUGCAGAUGAACGUCCCUAGGUGCUUGUUUGGAUCGGCGAGUCUUGGUGAAGUCGCGGUGAUCGCUGGAGGAUGUGACCCUAGGGGACAGAUACUGAGCUCGGCUGAGGUUUAUAACUCGGAGACAGGGGAGUGGAGUGUGAUCCCGAGCAUGAACAAGGCGAGGAAGAUGUGUUCGAGUGUGUUCAUGGAUGGGAGGUUCUAUGUGAUUGGAGGUAUAGGAGAAGGGAACUCGAAGAUGUUGAUGUGUGGUGAAGUGUAUGAUCUCAAGAAGAGGACAUGGACGUUGAUACCUAACAUGUUACCUGAAAGAAGUGGGAGUAGUGGUGGUGGAGGAGGAGAGCAGGGGAAGGAGAGUUCCGCUGCUGCGGCGGCUGCGGCUUCAGAGGCGCCGCCGCUUGUGGCGGUUGUGAAAGAUGAGCUUUACGCUGCGAACUACGCGCAGCAGGAGGUGAGGAAGUAUGAUAAGAGGCGUAACGUUUGGAAUAGAGUGGGAAGUUUGCCUGAGAGGGCUUCAUCGAUGAAUGGUUGGGGAAUGGCGUUUAGGGCUUGUGGGGAUCAGUUGGUGGUUGUUGGAGGGCCUAGGGCACUUGGAGGAGGGUUUAUAGAGAUCAAUGCUUGUGUCCCAAGGGAUGGUGAGUCUCUGCAUUGGAGAGUUCUUGCUUCAAAGCCAUCAGGGAGCUUUGUGUAUAAUUGUGCUGUUAUGGGAUGUUGA